AUGGGUUUCAUUCAUUUUCCAACACAAUUGACGGAAGAAGAACAAGCCCUUAAGAGCAAGUACGCAAAACUCAAGAGGAAACGUAAACAGCUGAAACCGCAGCCGAGUAAGGAGCAGGAGCAGAAGGAGCAAGCCGACAAAAUCCUCGCGUCGAUCGCGGCCAACAAACGCAAAUCCCAAGAAGGUGUCGCCAAACCUGACGCGAAGGAGCUCGCUAGGAAACUACUCAAGUCCGGAGCUAUCAAACCGAUAAAAUCGGAACCGCAAGGGAAAACGGUAUUCAAGAGGAGCAAGGGUGCUGAGCGUAAGCGUAACGGCUCCGAAGUCGGGUAUCAACCCUUUGCCGAGCCGAGUGCCAAAGGCGAUCCGCCGGCCUCUAAACUGGGCGCUUUGGAUCAAGAUGAUCCCAAGCUGCAUGCCGAGAAAGAGUUCAACGCCGAAAACUCGACCAGCACGACGCCCGUCGCCCCGCGUAGAGGAAACACCGUCUACAUGAAUGCUCAAGGGAUCACCGAGGCUCUGGUUCGCAAAGCCUGUUCUGCGCAAGGCAAUAUCCUCCACAUAUGCGUGGAAGAGAAUAAAAGCUGUGCUUUCGUCACAUUCGAAACAUGUGAAGUCGCAGACAAGGUCAUUCAAGCCUUAGACGGCAACUGCGUUGUGGGUCUCACAUUCAAGGCUGCUCUAGCCCGACGUCAACCUCAGUUGCCCACGAGCGUGGUUCCUCCGCCGCCCCCUCAGAGUGCUUCUAAGGAUGAUCCGCGGGAACUCGUAAUUUACGAAGAGAAUCUGUUUUGAUUCUGACAUAGAGAUCCGAGAGUGAGAUAGCGCUGUGCAAUGCGCAUGUGUGUAGAUAUG
Messenger RNA from Galendromus occidentalis (western predatory mite), 855 nucleotides. RefSeq names its product negative elongation factor E (gene Nelf-E). Lineage: Eukaryota; Metazoa; Arthropoda; Arachnida; Mesostigmata; Phytoseiidae. The transcript has 6 exons. The coding region runs from base 1 to 795 and encodes 264 amino acids. Gene Ontology annotation, molecular function: RNA binding. Gene Ontology annotation, biological process: negative regulation of transcription elongation by RNA polymerase II. Gene Ontology annotation, cellular component: NELF complex. The record is from RefSeq and is a predicted model, not a curated record.